CGACCAGCUGCGCAGCUGAUCGCAGCCCUCCGCGGUUGUUAUCUACAGUGCGGAGGGUUACGGGUCUGUCUGCAGUUCAGCUGCCUGACGCGGGAUCUGUGGAGUCAGUCCAGACUGCUGGAUUUACCCAGCAGGCAUGGUGGGCAACUGCCCCUGGAGUAAGGACCACCCUAGGAGCCCCGGAGUCCGUUCGCUCCCUGUCGUUGGGCUUCAGUCAUUUGAUGAAGUGCUGUUGUUUGAGAAUCAGUUUGCACCACUCAAAUACAGAAGCAGCUAAGGCAGGCAGCGUGUCCCGUGGCUCUGUCCUGGAGAGGGCUCCCUUUAAUGUCUGUGGGCCUCUCAUGGCACAUAGUUCUAAAUACAUUUGUGUUUCUCAACACACCACUCUACAUGUUAUAUGUAUGCCGAAAGAGCUGGUGGUUGUUAGGAAAAGAUCACUUCAUGGCAAGGUGGAGAGAAACUGUUACAUAAGUGUUUCCAAGAAAUGUGUCAGAUGCAAAGAGGCGAGUGCAGCUGUGGUCAUCAGAGCCGGAGACACAUACUGCAGGGGCUGUUUCAAGGAAUACUUCAUUCACAAGUUCAGAGCCAUGCUGGGCAAAAACAGGAUCAUUUUCCCUGGAGAGAAGGUGCUGUUGGCUGUAUCCGGAGGUCCUUCGUCCUGUUCAAUGCUUAGUCAAGUCCAAGAGGGUCUGAGUCAGAAUGCUCACAAGAAGUUGAGAUUCUUACCUGGCAUUGUCUACAUUGAUGAGGGUGGUGCUGUAGGUCAGACUGUGGAGGAGAGACAGCGGACGGUGGCUGAGCUGCAGGCUGUAUUCAAAGCUACUGGUUUCCCCUUUCACAUUGUGCCUCUUGAACAGGUUCUGGACCUUCCCAGUUCAGUCGUGAUUACAGCCCCACCCCCCUCAGAGCAACCGGCCAGCGCCUACAAAGUGGCUGUGGAUCAAUUUAUUCAGAGCAGCAGCAGCAGCAGCAGCUCUUUGACACCACAGGACCAGGAGCAAGUAUCGCUGCCAGAGGUUCAGGAGUCGCACACACAGUUCCUGCAGCGGCUGACUGGUUCAGCGAAGACACUGACGGCAAGACAAGACCUGCUAAACACACUAAGGCAGCAUCUGCUGGUGCACACAGCUCGUACUGAGGGCUACAGUAAACUGAUGCUGGGAGACAACUGCACCAGACUGGCGGUCAAACUACUCACCAGUAUAUCACUGGGCAGAGGAGCACAGCUGGCUCAGGACACGGGUUUCUCAGAUUCCAGGUAUGGUGACAUAAUAUUAGUGAGGCCAAUGAGGGACUACUCAGCCAAAGAAGUAGCUUACUACAACCAUAUGUUCAGUGUGCCCUCUGUUUUCAUACCAAGCCUGGAUACUAAGAAAACAGACAAAGCAAGUAUCCAGCGUCUGACCGAGAGCUUUGUCAGUAAACUGCAGGCAGACUUCCCCUCUACUGUCAGCACCAUCUACAGGACCAGUGAGAAGCUGCAGACAGCGUGUAGGAGCUCCUCCACAGCUGACCACCCUGACAGGUGUCUGCUCUGUAUGUGUGCUCUGGACACUGCUGCUGAGAAUGCUUCAGCCUUUCAAGCCACACUGACCUCAGAGCAGCUCUCCCAGAUUAAAUCUCCAGGAGCUACCAGGACUGAGCUCCCAAGACCGAACCCAGCUCCGGUGGAGCCAGAAUCAACUGCUUCCACCGGACAGUGCUGUUCUUCUGGAGGAGGAGAGGAUUGUGGGAGAGCAGACAGUGGCUGCUGUUCUUCUGCCAAGGAACCGAAGUCAACCGAUCUAAAGAGCCUGUUGUGUUACAGCUGUCAGCUGACCAUCAAAGACAUGUCGUCAGUGGAACACCUCCCUCAGUACAUCCUGUCAGAGGCGUGGAGGAGGCAGAGGAGGUCUCAGAUGAGAGAGGAGAUCAGUGAGUUCCUGCUAAACGAUGCUGAUGAAGUUUGGAAUUCAAAGGCUGGUGAAAACUGAUGUUUGACGUAUGGAGAACUGGAACAGAUGUCUUGUGAACCAGACAGCAGAUCAGUUUGAAACAGAUUUUGUAUUUGUAAUUGUUGUUAUAACAAACCUUCAAGUUUUUAUUUAAAGCUACUUCCAAGCCAAUAAAAAGACCUUUUUUCCGUC
This is a messenger RNA of Xiphias gladius (swordfish), 2126 nucleotides long. It is a transcript of the gene ctu2, whose product is annotated as cytosolic thiouridylase subunit 2 homolog (S. pombe). The transcript has 17 exons. Gene Ontology annotation, cellular component: cytosol. The record is from RefSeq and is a predicted model, not a curated record. NCBI's taxonomy places the organism in Eukaryota, Metazoa, Chordata, Actinopteri, Istiophoriformes, Xiphiidae. The coding region runs from base 222 to 1973 and encodes 583 amino acids. Gene Ontology annotation, molecular function: sulfurtransferase activity; tRNA binding. Gene Ontology annotation, biological process: tRNA wobble position uridine thiolation.